Messenger RNA from Dendronephthya gigantea, 2836 nucleotides. RefSeq lists its product as uncharacterized. Lineage: Eukaryota; Metazoa; Cnidaria; Anthozoa; Malacalcyonacea; Nephtheidae. The transcript is spliced from 11 exons. Gene Ontology annotation, molecular function: ubiquitin binding; ubiquitin-protein transferase activity. The record is from RefSeq and is a predicted model, not a curated record. The coding region runs from base 403 to 2643 and encodes 746 amino acids.
GAGAUGCGUUCGGGCAAAAUCGUAAUUGACCGCAAUUUAAAAUUGUUCAUAACGGUACAUUACUUUGUCAGUAUCGUGAUGCUUUGGGCCGUAAUUAUUGUGAUGCUUCGGGCCGUAAUUAUGGUAAUGCUUUGGGCCGUAAUUAUCGUGAUGCUUUGGGCCGUAAUUAUGGUAAUGCUUUGGGCCGUAAUUAUCGUGAUGCUUUGGGCCGUAAUUAUCGUAAUGCUUUGGGCCGUAAUUAUCGUGAUGCUUUGGGCCGUAAUAAUCGUGAUGCUUUGGGUCGCAAAUCCCAUGUUGCUUCGCGACUCCGUUCAGGAGCAAUUACAUCAUUUACAUGUGCUUUUAUGCAUGGCCGGUGCGGAUGAGAGAGUGUAUACACAGUCAGUGCUAUAAAUAAAAAAAAUGUCUGAAAAUUCUAAUACUUUCGAAAAAGCAUCAAGGUUUUCGAGAAUAAUUAAAAAUGCCGUAGAUCAGCUUGAACGUGAAUUAGCUUCGCCUUCCUCCAUCGGUAAUAACCAGCCCGGUGCCAGUACGAGUGCUGGCACUGCAAAUAAUUCAAGAAUGAAUCCACCUCGACCACCUGCAGUGAACCAAGCUCAAGUGCAACAAGAUUUCAGGAAUGCAUUUCCUGGAUUGGCAAACAGACAGGCUAAGAGACCGUCAAACCCAUUUGUCAACACUCAGAAUAAAUCAUCUAAAAGGCCAUUUAUUCCUCCGAAAGAAACGUGGACCCACGAUUUUUGUGUCCUUAGUGAUAUGAAUGCCCAGAUGACACCAAACAAGGAGGAACUUGAGCAAUUAAGAAAAGCUGGUUUGGGAAGAAAAAAAAUUGUAUUCCCAAAUAAAAAUGCCGAUUUCAAUGCAUUUUCCGCAGUCGUCCUGGAGAAAUAUCCAAAAUUAAAGAACAGUGGGGGGUUUCAAUUGCUGCGAGCAGUUGGAGGUGGAGGAGGAGUGCGAAACCUUGAUUUAAUCAUUCCUGACAUCAAUGGGUACUCUAUCCCUUACCUUAGAGAGUCUCAGUGCUUAGGCCAAGCAAUAUUAUACGUUAGACCAUUGCAGGCAAAUUUGCCAAUGAAUAACGAGGACUUUGAAGAGAGUGUGGAAUGUUCUGUUAUGGUCAACUGUAUUACCUGCAAUAAAAGCUUCCCGUUUCUCAAUAUACAAGUUCAUAGGGCAGAGUGCUGUGCAAAUAAUGAAGAUAACGAUGAUAAAGGAUCAAAUUUAAACAAUAGAUCAAGGGCAGAAACAAGUACAAAUAGUGUUGCGUUACAUGCAAAUACACAAUAUUUGGAGGUGGAAACAACGAGUAGAGAAGUUUCUGAGAGAUCGGUUGCAAAAUCGGAGGAUUGUUUAACACAGGAAAUUCGUCGUUUAAAGGAGGUAUUCCCAGACCUUGAAGAAAAUUCUAUUCUUGGUGCACUCCGUGAAAGUGAUUACGACAGUGAGGAAGCAGUCAACCUUUUGCUUGGAAUGAAUGAAACAGAUCCUUCCACUUCAUUGGAAAAGCAGUUAAACAUUUAUACCAGCAGUAUGAAUGAAGAUUGCGUUAAGAUACUUAACGUAGAACGUGAGACAUUGUGGCAAAGGGCUCUGAUUUUUUACAAAUCAACUCCACGCAAGGAGCUGUAUAAACGGCUAAGCGUAAUGUUCGAGGGUCUUGAAAGUGCUAUUGAUGCGGGUGCUUUACGGCUGGAAUAUUUCGGUGACUUGAUACGACUGGUGGACAACAAGCUGUUUGAAGGAAAUGAUCUUCACCGAAUCCCAUGUCAUAGUUGGGAUAAAGUUCAUUUAUUACAGAUGGCUGGUUUGAUGAUAUCGCAUUCAAUCCUCCAGAAAGGCCCAGGAAUGCCUACAUUAGCACCGUAUGUAUAUGAAUAUAUUUCUUCUGAAAACAAAAAUAAAGCAGUGGCACUUAUCAAUCAAGAUGAUCUCCCGGUUACCCCACAAAAUCGCGAUUUGUCUACCUUUAUUAACAAGAUUUCUGACGCAACGACUGAUGAAGAACUAGGAAGUUUGCUAGACGAUCCAGUGAAUUGCGCCAUAGUUGACCGCUCAGGGUGGCCUGUUGAGCGAAUAAUCAGUUUACGUUCAAGAGUUGAUUUCAUUAGCCAAAUCUUAAUCGAAGAGCUCUUCGAUAAGCGUCUCUCUGGGCUGAAUAGCUUCAAAGAAGGACUAAACCAUUUUGGCCUGCUUGAUUUGAUAAAAAAACAACCAACUAUAUGGAGACCUAUGUUUUCCAGAAGUGGUGACGAAGUAUAUGCUAGUAUGUUAAACGCUAGCUCGUUUUUGUCACUGAUCGAAUCUGAUCCAAUCAAUGAACUGGAGAAGAGUGCUUAUUCACAUUUUCUGAAUUUCAUAAACGAGGCAGAAAAUUUGACAGAAUAUAUCCCAGUCAUCGGGAAAGAAGUUCCAGUUUUGAACCUCUUAUUAAAGUUCAGUACGGCGCAUUUAGACAUCCCACCACUUGGUUUAUCUUCUAAGAUCAGAAUUUUGUAUGGAAGAGAUACUAUGUCAAUGCCAGAUUCUGAUGCUUGCUUUAACAAACUUACACUACCUGUUUGUUAUGCCAACGGAGAUGAAUUUCGUAAAGUUAUGCUGGCAACACUGCGUCAUGGCUCUUGUUCGUUUACAGCUUCCCGAUAAGGUAUAAAAAGUAUUAAAAACGUUGGUAGUUUUUAUGCAUGCUUAUGGUACAAUUAAUAUUUAUGUGUUUAUUGAUAUUAAUGAAAAAUAUUGCAAGACAUUUUCAACUUCCAAAACUAGUAAGCAUUGUAUUGUAUAAGUUUUCUUCGAAACCAUUUUUUUUUCUAUGACUGAACAUAGCAUUGCAUUUAUA